CCGAGGAGGAAGCCGGCCGAGACGAGGAAGAGGACGCGGCUCAGGCCAUGGAGCGGGCGGAGGCGGGGGAGGCAGGCGGCUCGCCCGGUGCGCCCGGGCCUGAGGAGCCCCGCGGCCUCACUUGGUGUAAAUAAGAAGGGCGGGGCGGGCGGAGGCCAGAGGCGGCGGUGGCCGUUGGGGUGCGACGGUCCCCGCCUCGCUCUGGUCCUUUCGUUUUCCCGGCUUGAUGGAAAGAGCUGUUCUCCGCUACCUGGUGUUUUACGGUCAAGAUCGCGAAAGGAUGGCUUCGCCUAAUAGGACUAGGUGGUGUCAGAAGGAAGUUCUUCAUCCAGAGUCAUAGUCCAUGUGGAUCUGGAUUGCUUUUACGCACAAGUAGAAAUGAUUUCAAAUCCGGAAUUGAAGGACAAACCUUUAGGUGUUCAGCAGAAAUAUUUGGUGGUUACCUGCAACUAUGAAGCUAGGAAACUUGGAGUUAAGAAACUUAUGAAUGUCAGAGAUGCAAAAGAAAAAUGUCCACAACUGGUAUUAGUUAAUGGAGAAGACUUGACUCGCUACAGAGAGAUGUCAUAUAAGGUUACAGAGUUGUUGGAAGAAUUUAGUCCAGUUGUUGAGAGACUCGGAUUUGAUGAAAAUUUUGUGGAUCUAACAGAAAUGGUCGAGAAGAGACUGCAGCAGCUUCAAAGUGAUGAACUUUCAGCACUGACUGUGUCGGGUCAUGUAUAUAAUAAUCAGUGUAUAAACCUGCAUGACAUCAUGCACAUCAGACUGCUUGUUGGAUCUCAGAUUGCAGCAGAGAUGCGGGAAGCCAUGUAUAACCAACUGGGUCUCACUGGCUGUGCUGGCGUGGCUUCUAAUAAGCUACUAGCAAAAUUAGUUUCUGGUGUUUUUAAACCAAAUCAGCAAACAGUGUUAUUACCUCAGAGUUCUCAAGUUCUUAUUCAGAGUUUGAGCCAUGUAAAGGAAAUGCCUGGUAUUGGCUAUAAAACUGCCAAACGUCUUGAAGCGCUGGGUAUCAGUAGUGUGCAUGAUCUUCAAACCUUUUCACCCAAAAUACUAGAAAAGGAGUUAGGAAUUUCAGUUGCUCAGCGUAUCCAGAAGCUCAGUUUUGGAGAGGAUACUUCUCCUGUGACGCCCUCAGGACCGCCUCAGUCCUUUAGUGAAGAAGAUUCAUUUAAAAAAUGUUCAUCUGAAGUCGAAGCUAAAAAUAAGAUUGAAGAACUACUUGCCAGUCUUUUGAACAGAGUAUGCCAAGACGGAAGGAAGCCACAUACAAUCAGAUUAACAAUCCGUCGGUAUUCAUCUGAGAAUCACUGUAGCCGUGAGAGUCGUCAGUGCCCUAUUCCAUCGCAUGUAAUUCAGAAGUUAGGGACAGGAAAUUGCGAUGUGAUGACCCCAAUGGUUGAUAUACUUAUGAAACUUUUUCGAAAUAUGGUGAAUGUGAAGAUGCCAUUUCAUCUUACCCUUCUAAGUGUGUGCCUCUGCAACCUUAAAGUAUUAAAUACUGCUAAGAAAGGGACUAUUGAUUAUUAUUUAACACCAUCGUUAUCAACAACUUCACGGUCUGGCAAGCGCAGUUUUAAAAUGAAAGAUAGUCAUAUGGAGGAUUUUUCCAAAGACAAAGAAACAAAUUGGAAUUUUCUACCAUCAGGAAGAAUUGAAAGUACAAGAACUGGGGAGGCUCCACUAGAUCCUAAUUUUUCCAAAGAAAAAGACAGUGAUGAAUCCCCACUCUGCUCACUUCCUGAAGGUAUUGACCAAGAAGUCUUUAAACAGCUUCCAGUAGAUAUUCAAGAAGAAAUCCUUUCUGGAAAAUCUGGAGAAAAAGUUCAAGGCAAAGGAAGCUUAAGUUGUCCAUUACAUGCCUCUAGAGGAGUAUUAUCUUUCUUUUCUACCAAACAAAUGCAAAGUAGUCCCUUAAAUCCUACAGAUCAUUUAUCCAGUAGUAAACAGAUACCUGUAUCUCCCUGUGAACCAGGAACAUCAGGUUUAAAUAGCAGUAGUUCUUCUUCUCCAUGUAGCCAAAAGGAUUAUUCACAUUAUAUAGACAGUAGAUUAAAAGAUGAACGAAUGAGUCAAGGACCUAAAGAAUCCCAAGGAUUUCAUUUUUCAAAUACAAACCCUACUGUAUCUAUUUUCCAUUCAUUUCCAAAUUUGCAGAGUGAGCAACUAUUCUCCAAAAACCGCACUACAGAUAGCCAUAAGGAAUCAGUAGUAACAGUCUCUCAUCAUGAAAGACUUACAGAAAAUAAAGAGCAAGAUUCUAGUGAUGAGAAAAUUACCUUUCCUUCUGACAUUGAUCCUGAAGUUUUCUAUGAAUUACCAGAAGAGGUACAAAAAGAGCUGUUAGCAGACUGGAAGAGAGCAGCAUCAGAUUUCCCCAUUGUACAUAAAUAAGCAUGUUCAGAAAAAAGGUCUAGAAAGCAAAGGAAAGGCCAUUGUUCUCAGAUUUAGCAGUUUAUUAAGCUCCUCUAAAUUAAACACUAAUAGAUAUUCAAUAAUGUAGAAUCCAAUAUACAAUGUUCUAGAUAAAAGCAAGUGUAGUUUUGGGAAGUAAAUUCUGGCACAAAGCGUAAAAAUACUCAUAACAAGAAAUAAUGUAAAAUUAUCCUCUUAUUUCUAAAGUUAUUUUAUAUUGCUUUUCAAUAAAAAGAAUAUCAUGGUUACUACAUUUCCCAUAAAUGGGGGAGAGGGGAAGAUACAUACACCUGUGUGUAGAAACAAAUAGACUAGCCAAAUCAUUGCUAUGACAUAGCAAAGAAUCGUUUUUUUCUGUGAAAUAUGGAAUGUCUCAAGAAAUUCAGCCCAUUAGGAAACUUCCAAAUAAGAAAUUCUGCUGCCAACUAUUAAAAACACAGAUCUCUUUGAAGUACUCUGUACCAUUUAAUACGUUUUUAAAAAAAUACCAAAGCAGUGUAUGUCCUAUUAAUGCUUUUGAGUACACCAGAGCCUACUGCAGUGCCUAGUACACGGAAAGCACUCCGUAAUUAUUGAAUGAAUGGUGUGGCAGGGGCCAGGUGGGAGUUUGGGCAGGAUAGUGUACAUGUUGUAGAGAACUAGAAAGAACUCUCCAUCCAGGUAGAUUAAGGGAAGGAUGGACACUAGAAAGGCAACGUAAUAGGUUUUUAAGAAGGCUGGGUAAUUGGGUGCCCAGGUGGCUCAGUUGGUUAAGCGGCUCAGGUCAUGGUCCCAGAGUCCUGGGCUCAAACCCUGCAUGGGGCUCUUUGCUCAGCAGAGAGCCUGUUUCUCCCUGCUGCUCUGCCUACUUGUGCUCUGUCUCUAUCUCUGUCAAAUAAAUAAAUAUAUAUAUUUUAAAAAGAUGCUGGAUAAUGGGAAAAGUCCCAUUUCCUUCUGGCUAGUCUUUGUAGGGUUUUAAAGUAAUGAUUAGAUGUUUUUGUAUCUUCUUAUUUUGGGAGAUCAGAUUAAGGAUAUCAUAUCCACAACAAAUAUACAAAAUUACUACAUCGAUAGGUGUUCUCUUUUUCCCAUUGUUAAUUGCCUUCCCCUUUUGCCUGCAAGGUUAAAAAUUGGGAAUAAGAUUGUGGACAUCUUACAAUUUUUAAGAUGUAAAUUUCUAGAACACAUCGAAGUACACCACAGUACUGAUUCAGAAGAGUCCUGUUCUCAAGUUUAUAACCUUUGCAGAUACAAUCUAAAGAAAAGAUAAUAAAAAUAAGGUAUACAAAUGUGAAUAAAGAGUAAUGGAAAGGGGUUUCUGGGUGGCUCUGUGGGUUAAAUUAAAGCCUCUGCCUUCUGCUCAGGUUAUGAUCCUGGGGUCCUGGGAUUGAGCCCUGCAUCAGGCUCCCUGGAGCCUGCUCCCAGCCCCCCUCUCUGCUUGCCUCUCUUCCUACUUGUGAUCUCUGUCAAAUAAAUAAAUAAAAUUAAAAAAAAAAAAGUAAUGAAAAGAUACUUUCUUUUAGGUAAGAAGUUUUAACUUAGUUUUAGAUUUCUUGAAAUUUUCAAUUUCCUGAGGAUUUUAAGAGUUUGGGGUUAUCAAAAACAAUAACUUAGAGCAAGAACAUCAAAACUGAUUCAUAUGCAAAUAUUUAGUACCCUGGAUCAAGGAGUAUGGAAUUUUCUACAGGUAGUAUACUGGUAAGGUUGUUAAGCUGGUAAAAAGGAUAUAUUAUUUUUUUAGAUAAUACAUUUUUUAACAUUUUCUAAUAAUCCUUGUAUUAUUUCAGCCAGAAAUUAUUAAACAGCUAGAAAGGUUUUAAAAAAAGGUUAAGAGUAAGGCACUGCAGUAGGCUCUGGUGUACUCAACAGUUUUGGCCAGUUUAAAAAGGGAAUAAAAUAGUAGUUAAAAGUACAUUUUUUGAAGUGAGCAUGCGGUGGAUAUUAUCACAGCCUUGUUACUUAUUCUGUGGCUUUAACUUAGCCUUUCAACAUCUUCGUGCCUCUGCACUCUGACUUUUUAGUCUAUAUUUCCAUAUCCUUUUAAUCCUUGUUUUUUUUUUUUUCUAUGGUGUUCUACAGAUUUACUCUAAUGUUUGCAGAUGUGUAUUUCCUUUUUAUCCUCAGUAUAUGCUGGCUCCUGUUUCUUUCAAUUCACGUUAUUUCUGUAAAACAUUUGGCCACUAGGAUUGCACAAAUGAUGGACUUCUUAUUACAUCCUUCAUGACCCUUAAUCUCACAGUUUUUGUCAUCUUGUUUAUCUGCUGCAUUUUGGUUAAUCUCAUCAGCUCUCUCAUUCAUUAGCUUGUUUUUCAGCAUUAUCUGGUCUACUGUUUAAAAUACUAAUGAUGGGGGGCACCUGGGUGGCUCAGUGGGUUAAAGCCUCUGCUUUCGGCUCAGGUCAUGAUCCCAGGGUCCUGGGAUCGAGCCCCACAUCGGGCUCUCUGCUCUGCAGGGAGCCUGCUUCCUCUCUCUCUGCCUGCCUCUCUGCCUACUUGUGAUCUCUGUCAGAUAAAUAAAGAAAAAAAUCUUAAAAAAAUAAAAUAAAAUACUAAUGAUGGUUUUAAUUUUAAUAAUUAUAUUUUUCAUCUGAUUCUUUUUCUAAUCUUCCCAUUUAUUCAUUAUAGCCUUUUAUAAGUCUUUCUAAUUUUUAAAAACUCAUAUAACUAUUUUAUAUUCUAUUUUUGAUAAUUUCAAUAUUUUAAAUCUUUUUUAAGUCUGAGUUUUUGGAUAUUGUUGUGUACCUGUUGAUUAGCCUGUUUCCUUGAGUCUGUGGCCGAGCUUAGUCUGUGGGAAGAUGAAGGACCAAAACUGUGCGGUGCUUCCCUCCAGAUAGGAUUUGCAUUUGCUUCCAGUGAGUCAGCAUGAACCCAUUUGGUAUCACUGUAGCCCCUGAAGGUCCUUGCUGAAUGCAGUUGUUUUAGUUUGUCUUAUUCUCAGCUCCCUGACCUUGCUACUGUCCUAAGGUUUUGUCUCCAAAUGUUUAUUGCAGGCAUAUGCUGUCAGGGAGAACCCCAUCUUUCAAGUUUGCUUUUUGCCUGAUGCUUCCUGUUCCUUUCCUGCUUUUGUUUCAGCUCAAUUUUUCCCCCCCGUGACUGUAGGGGAUUGGGGCCUGGAGAUUUCCCUUAUAUAGUUCAACCCACAAUGAAUUAAAAAGUCUUUUCUCUGGAAUCUAGUAUUUUGUAUUGAAGGAACUCUUAAUAAGAGUAUUUGUCCCACCAUAGUGCAGAAGCGCAAAUCUGUUUGGAUUUAUUUUUUCCAUAUUAUUUGUGCUUCCUGUUUUUCUCUCUUUCUAUGCUAUGAUUCUUUCCCACCCUUUUUCUUAUCUUGGUUUUAGAUUACUUGAAUUUUUUCAAUAAAUUUUCCCUUGACUGAUUUGAGAUGUAGACAUUCUAAGUACUCUCGAUUAACCUUAAAAAUUGAACAUGCCUAACAUCCAAAAAUGGUAAAUAGAUGUACCUUCUCCCAAACAAGAUAAAGAUGUUAAAAUAUGUUAAUUUUAAUUCCUCUAGUUCUUUAUUAACCUCCAAUUGGAUUUAUUAGUAUUUUAUAGAGUUAAUGUUUAGGUUUGUGAACAUGAUUAUCUUUUUUUUCUGCUCACCUUUUUUACUUGCAUCUCAUAUAUUCAUUCCUUCCAAGUAGAAUUCACUUUCUGGAACUAUGUCUUCAAAACUGCGAUUUUUGAGCUGACGUCUUUGGACUGUUUUAAGAUAUUCACUGUUAUCUUUGGAGAGCUGCAGUUUUUAUUACAUGUCUAGUUACGUAUUUGUUCUUAUGAUGGUUGGGAUUUAGGUACUUCCUGAAUCUGCAGGUGUAUGCCUUCAUCAAAUCUGGGUUAAUUUCAAUAUUUAAAAAUAUUUUAUUGUGAAGUUUUUAUGCAGAAAAGUGCGUAAGUAAGUUAAUGGGUAAUCAUAAGCAAAAAUUAUGUAACUAGGUCAAGAAAUAAAACAUUCCAAGUGAUCGGGAA
Mustela lutreola (European mink) is the source of this 6358-nucleotide messenger RNA. RefSeq names its product DNA polymerase iota (gene POLI). The transcript is spliced from 10 exons. Bases 379 to 2394 code for a protein of 671 amino acids. Gene Ontology annotation, biological process: translesion synthesis. Gene Ontology annotation, molecular function: DNA-directed DNA polymerase activity; damaged DNA binding. NCBI's taxonomy places the organism in Eukaryota, Metazoa, Chordata, Mammalia, Carnivora, Mustelidae. The record is from RefSeq and is a predicted model, not a curated record.